GGCGCGCGCUCCCCCGGGAACCGGGUAGCACUCGACGGCUCGCGACGAGGCCGGGGCGACGUGUGGGCCUGGGCUGGGCGCCAUGGACGUUUUCACCCGGUUCGCCAACCAGACGCAGGGCCGGGACCGCCUCUUCAGUCUGCCUCAUUGAGAGACUGCCUGUGAAAUAGUUUUGUGAACUGUGAAACGAAAUACAGUGUGGAGAGCCUCAGAAAGAACUGCCCGCACUUCUAAGAGCCACUCAGUACACAUGCAUGUUGCUUAGAUAUUUAUUAGAGCCUAAAGCUGGCAAAGAGAAGGUGGUAAUGAAGCUCAAGAAACUGGAGUCUAGUGUGAGCACUGGCCGUAAAUGGAGCCAGAGUUAAAGAAAUGGCAAGGUGAUAAUGGUGAUUCUUUAAAAAACAACAACAAUCUUUUGUCUGGAAGUAAAUAAAAAACAAGACAUCAGACUCACCAAAAGAAUGUUGCAUCUGGAGUUGAUGUUAUCAUAGUACCUUCCUUCUGAAGAAGGGUAGCUGGUAAUACUCAAAUGCAAUAACCCACCCUCAUCACUGACCUUGCCUGAAGGAUGUUGGUUCAGACUAGGCAAUGUGGUACAUGCUGUACAGGCGACUCAGCAGAGCAUUCAUGCCACUGACUUGGUACCCUGCUUAUGCCUAACAUUAGCCAACCUGAACCGUGUGAUUUAUUCCAUCUGUGACACCAUCCUCUGGGUGAGAAGCGUAGGGCUCGCCCCUGGCAUUAACAAAGAGAAAUGGCGAAUGUGGGCUGCCCGCCAUUACUACUAUACUGUCCUGCUGAGCCUGGUAAGGGAUCUCUAUGAAGUCACCUUGCAGAUGGAACAGGUUGCACACGACAGGGCAAAGAGGGAGAAAUCACCAUCCCAGGAUCCUCUUGGGUACAGUGUGGCCGAUGAGGAAACAGAAUGGCUCCAAUCCUUUCUCCUUCUCUUAUUCCGAUCUCUGAAGAAUCACCCUCCCUUGCUCCUGGACACGGUGAAGAAUUUCUGUGAUAUCCUGAACCCUUUGGACCAGUUGGGGAUCUGUAAGUCCAACCCUGGCAUCAUUGGACUUGGAGGUCUUGUGUCCUCUGUAGUAGGCAUCAUCAUUGUGGCGUAUCCUCAGAUGAAGCUGAAGACGCGCUGAGGGGUUCUCAGGCUGAAGACACAUACCUGCUUUAAAAGACACCCUCUUAGAGAACGGACAUUGGUGUUAGGCACAGACCGUGUUGUACUGUGCUUAAGGACUCAUUCAUGCGGGCACUUAGUGACCUGUGGUGUGAGCAGAGGCGGGGCCAGGAGUGGAGAAGGGGAGAGCAUCAAGAUUUAGAGAUGUUCUUUGAGAGGGCUGGAGUGACUCCUCAAUUCUGAGUAUUUUCCCUGCCCCUUAAAUUUAUUGAGCAUCUCUUAUGCACAUAGUAGGAGCUUAGUGUUUGCUGAAUGAAUAAAAACUUAAAGAAAAAAAUUGAAAAAGGCCCUAACAAAUGAACACUAAGGUACAGUAACCUGUGGGCAUGUGGGCCUUCAUGGCUUUUGCACGAUGGCAGUAGAUCUGAUGCACAGCCCUCUUCAGAUCUACUAGAGGUGCCUUAUUCCUGUGAUCAGUUACCCACCAGCCGAUCCACCUGAUCAAUUACCUUCUUCCAUAGAUGCCAAUGCCAGGGUGGAGGGUAGCUGGGCUGGGCUGACAGCUUUUAAAAUUGCUAGCCCUUCACUUCACUGCACUUCUGUCCUUCCUCUGUUCAGAAGUAGAAUCAGAAACACGUUAUGCACUGUCAUGGUAUAAAUCGUGUCUUUAGGUAGUGCCAUGAGUAAGCAGAAAUCAGCAGCAGACAGGAAGGAUUUGAGGUAAAAACAAUGAAGAAGGUUACAGUGUGUGCCUGCAGGUAGCCUGUGACACAUGGGGACACUGAGGUUAAAAAAAACUGAGGCCAGAACCUCAUUCCUCUGACUCCCACAUUCUUUCCACGUCCCCAUAUUCUUUCUACAAUAUCUCACUGCCUUCCUUAUUGGGUGGAAGUGUGAGACUCCAGAAUCCUGUGGGAAAAGCCUUUUUUAGAACUGUUCUUUAUAUAAACAGUUUAUAUUCUUUUCUAUGAAAAUUAAAGCCAUAUCUAGAUUUACCAGCUAGACUAUUUAUUAAAGCCACGCAACAGUUUGGGCACUUGUACAUUAAUUUUCAUCAAAAUGAUGCAGGUAGGAAAUUUCUUGAAUACUCUGAAGGCAGGAGGGUCUCAGUUUUCUAUAAGUCAGACUUCAUAUGUGUAGGGUGGUUGGGGGCCGGUAGGGUUUAGUGAAGAGGCCAUUUACUCAUGCUGCUACUUCCCAUCUCGGGUGUCGGGGUUAUCUCUGAUUACAAUCUUCCAACUCGAUGGAAGUGAGGUAGACAAAUAGGAUGCCAUUACGUAGGAGGCUGGUGGCAGCCCUGCCAGGAGAGCCAUCUCAACCUGAAUGGAAAUGAGAAAAGAAAUGUACACUAAAUGAAUUUCCCAUAAAUGAGACUGAGAUUCUUGAAAAGUAGACGCAGGUCCUCGGCUCUCUAUUUCUAAAGACAUCAAUCAAAAUAAGGGAUUUAGAAAAGAACAUUUUGGGAAUUUUAAGAGAAAUGAAAGCUGCUAAUCAGGGCAAAUAAAAAGUUUAGCUAUUUUUACUUUGUCCAGAUUGUCUACUGUAAUGGAUAAAUUAUGUCUAAUAAAUUUCUAGACAAAAAUUGA
This is a messenger RNA of Manis javanica (Malayan pangolin), 2712 nucleotides long. The record is from RefSeq and is a predicted model, not a curated record. Lineage: Eukaryota; Metazoa; Chordata; Mammalia; Pholidota; Manidae.